AUGUCACAGCUAAAUAGCCCGCAAGGAACCAGUACUGCAGCACGGCCCAGCUGGCAAGAUCAGCUUCAGGAACCAUUGGCUUGGACUAAUGUCUUGGAAGACCACUGCAGACGAACCAAACUGCCUCCUCCUGUCUUCAACAUCGUCUCCGAUCGGCGAGGAAGACCAGAGUGGAGCAGCAGAAAACCAACCACUGUACACCGACUUUUACUUCUGAGCUUGACAGCGGAUGCUGAUUAUCCUGGCGUCGGGAAUGCAGGAGGUCGAACCGCCUGGUCCAGUACCGUGACCGUUCAGGGCCAUAAUACUAUCGCCGCUCGCUACUGGUAUGAUGGCCAGUACAUCAACAAUGCCAAAGAAGACGCCGCCGAAGUCGCCCUGAAGACCCUCAACCAGCAGCCCGGCGGCUCCACCGUCUAUGCCGGCCAACUCUUCCCUUAG
This is a messenger RNA of Penicillium daleae, 441 nucleotides long. RefSeq lists its product as uncharacterized. Lineage: Eukaryota; Fungi; Ascomycota; Eurotiomycetes; Eurotiales; Aspergillaceae. The coding region runs from base 1 to 441 and encodes 146 amino acids. The transcript is spliced from 3 exons. The record is from RefSeq and is a predicted model, not a curated record.